GUUUUCUCCUGCAGCAUGCCCCUUCACUAUCCACCCAACGGACCGACCGGGCACUCGCAUCUCUUCAAGUCCAAGUCCAAACACAACACCAUACUAUCUCCAACAAUAGACGUUCUAUAAAUUGUCCUUGUUGUUUUCAAUAAUCUUCUAAAGCCCUCAAUCGCCCACUGUCAGUCGCGAAAAUGAUCCUUAAGCGCAAACGAUCCGACAGCGAAAUCUCGUGUGGCAGUUCUCUCCUCUCAUCGCCCUCAAAUCCCAAUUCCAUGGCGAUUGACAACUUUCAAUUGAGCCCAAAUCGCAUCGCAACCCCAUCGCUCUUCCCAUCUCGUACUCGAAAGCGUCAUCGCGACAAUCGACCGUCAGAGACAGAAGUUCAUCGUAAGCAUACCCAACCACCUUCCAUCCGCAGCCUCACUAACACCAGGCACCAGAACAUACCCUCUCCCUUCUCUUUUCCGCUCAGCAAAACCCUCAAUCAACCUUCCAACAAUCUACCUCCCACUUCAAUUUGCCUGCCGUCGAGUCCCUCCCAUCAACCAAUCAACCUGCGCAACGAUCAAACCUCCAUUCCUUUUGGGCCAUUCCGGGCGGACCGCGACAAGAAUCUCCUGGUAGCAACUUCUCCUCGAGCACAAAUACACCUAUGACAUCGUCUGCCAACAACAUGUUCUUCCUUUCUUCCAAUUGCGAAGAUUGCGAUGCCUCACUCAGUACCGAGAACAGCCCGGAUGCGAUGGAUGUCGAUAUGAUGGACAGCGGAAACGGAGAGGAUUUCGCUUGCACAGGCUGUAGAAAGAUGGUGUGUCAUGGCUGCGCAGUCAGUAAUUUGGGUGCGGAGAGAAAGUGUUUGAUGUGUGCUGGAAAGAAGAAGCAAUGGGUUGGUGGCUUGGGAUGGGUGGACUCUUAUUAAAGAGAGUUGGACAUUGGGGUUUUUAAAUUGGAUUCGUGGUUUUGAAUCACUGUUUGAAGGCGUUCUAGCGAUAAAUACCAGGAUUUUACAAAGGGAUACAAAGAUUUUUAAUUGUACAAGAGAUAGUUAAUUGAAGGCGAU
Molecule: messenger RNA, 1051 nt
Organism: Hymenoscyphus albidus
Lineage: Eukaryota; Fungi; Ascomycota; Leotiomycetes; Helotiales; Helotiaceae
Source: the annotation of a GenBank genome assembly